UAUACGAUUUAAUUUUUAAUCAUAGCUGUAUUUAGCAAAUGGCUUGCAAAAUUUUUGAGAAAAACUUUGAGCCAGUUCCAGCAUACUACUGCCCAUGAGGUGGAUCAAUAAUGUUAUUGAGAGAGAGAUUGAAAGAUCUGAGAGAUUCCUUACACAGUAGGAUGUUUGGUGGAGAGACCUAGGACCUGGGAAUUUUGCACAGCAGUCUGUAACACUGAGGACUCUCAGUAAAAGAAUAAUAAAAGUGCCUGGCAUUUACUUAGGAAAACACAUUCUUACUCAACAUCCCACUCAUUUUUGAUCCUCACAACAAAUCCAAGGAAAAGGUAAGCAAGGUGUGUUACAGGUGAGGGGACGGAGAGUCAGAGAGCUGAAGUGACCACUGACACGUGGAGCUGAGACUAGAAUUGGGUCCUUGAGACUUCCAGUUCACAGCUUUUUCCAUACCAUCCUGCUUCUUUGAACCCCCUGCCAUCACUGGGAGAGCCAUUUAUUAUAAGCAGCCCAUUAAAUAAUCUGGGAUGUGUAUGUCAGGCCUUAUUCCCCAAAUUCAUUCCAGGGGCCUCUCCUGUAUCUUCACAAAUAAAGAAUGAAAUAAAGUUGGAGGCUUAUAGAGUGGGCAAUGAUAACCCAUUGCAUUAGCAGCUUUGAUAGCCAGACCCCAAGAUGGCCACCAAUGAUCCUUAGCCCCUGGUGUUCAUGUCCUUGGACCCCUACAUCGAAGAGGGCUGGCCUUGUGACCAAUAGGAUACUGCAGGAGUGAUGGUAUAUGACUUCUGAAGCCAGCCAUAAAUGGCACUGCAGCUUCUGCCUUGUUCUCUUGGAUCACUGGGGGAAGUGCUCUCAGCUCUUGUGCUCUGGGGGAAGUCGGCAGAAGGUUGUGCAGACACCCAAGCAGCCCAGUGGAGAAGCCCACAUUGGAAGGAACUGAGGCCUCCCACCAACAACCAGCACUACUUGCCAGCCAUGUAAGUGAGCCACCUUGGAAGUGGAUUCUCCAGCUCCAGACAAGCUUUCAGAUGACAGCCACCUUGGCUAACAUCUGACUGAACCUCAUAAGAAACCCCAAGUCAAAAUCACCCACCUAAGUGCUCCCAAAGUAUUGACCCACAGAAACUGAGAGAUGACCAAUGUUUAUGUUGUUUUAAGCCACUUAGUUUCUGGGUAAUUUGUUACACAGCAAGAAUUCAACUGGAUUUCUUUCAGAGCUGCACCAUAUGGGCUGUGGGUGAUCUUAAUCCACUACAGAGAGGUGUUAGGGGCUUAAGCGAGGACUUUAAGUAAAUUGUUGUGUUGUUUUUGUUUUCCACCAAAGAAAUUGAAUAAGUCAACAUUGGAGGGCUUUGUACAAUAUAACUUGAAAUGCAUUUUCUCUUUAAUGCUUUUCUAAAUAAAUCUAAUGCUUUUCUAACAUUUUUUUACAUAUUGUUAUCCACAAAAAUGUGCACUCUACACUGAGUGCAUCUGCAACUCUGAAGAGCAAGGCAGCUUGACCUGGCAUUGACUCAGGCGCCCUUAAGUCAUCCCACAGCCCUUAGACCCCACCUUCACUGUCCCCUUUGAUACUUUUGGGUCUCUGGGCCAUGGCAUCGCCUGCCCUUUGGGAAAGCCUGAACAAGGGAAAAUAAUGAAACAAAUUAAUUUGGAAGGGAGGGGGCUAGAGACCCCACUGGAUGUUGCGGGUGGAGACCUUAAGAUCAUUAGCAAAACACCAGCCCUAACACCCUCUGGGAGGCUGAGCCUGGAAAAAUCAGCUCGCGUUCCCAAGAGCUCAGGAGAGGAUCUCAGCGUAGACAGGCUGUCGUGCCUACCGGGAGGGUGGGAGCCGGGAUUACCCCAGCUCCUUGGCGCGUUUCCUCCGAGCUGGAGGAGGCCGAGGGUGGACCCCGGAGCCGUUGCCCAAGGCGAGGCGCCCGAGCGCCGGCGCGGGGAGACCGGAGGUGGGACGCGGCAGGCUGCGCCUUGCAGGCCAGAGGCAACGGGUGCGGAGCGCGCACGGCCCCUGAGCGCCGGCGCCUUCAGCAUGGAGUGGGAGCUCAACUUUCUGCUCUACCUGGCGCUCUUCUUCUUUCUGCUCUUCUUACUUUUCCUGCUGCUCUUCGUAGUCAUCAAGCAGCUGAAGAACUCCGUGGCCAGCACUGCCGGGGCGCUCCAGCCCGGGCGCCUCUCGCUGCACCGGGAGCCUUGGGGCUUCUCCCACGACCAAGGGGUGUGACCGGCGCCGCGCGGACACUGGCAGGAGGGCAUGGAGCUGUGCGGGCACCGGGCUGGGUCUCGGCCUCGAUUCUCUGGCCGCCCGGGUUCGAGGGCCAGGCUCGGCUGCCUCGCUGGCAGAUGCUUUUUCCUCGGUUUAUGCCGUCUCAAGUUCUGGAGCCGAGCUGCUGCUCUGGGCUGGGGUGUGGAGGACCGCGGAUGCAGUUACAGCCGGGUAACCGGGCUGGAAACACCAGAGACGGACGUUUUCUGCGAUGCAGUGCCACUGGUGUCCAGAGGUUUAAAUCACCCCUGACUCUUCUAGACAGGAGACUAUAGAGAACCCAGGGUGAGUAGUUUGCUGCCAUCCCAGUAUUAAGCCAAUCUCUUUGCUGGUUCUACUGACUCAGUUUCCUACGAAAAGAGUGGUUGCCUUUCUCUCUUGUGGCCAGUUCCAUUUUAUAACCUCCUCAGAAUCUAAUUCAUUAACUACUAAGUUCCCAUUUAUCCAGGCAAAAAUGAAUAUUUAUUCCUAUUACCCAAUCUCUGCCUGGAACUUGGCCCUAAAAUCUAGGAAUUAAGAAUUCUCACAUUUGCUCUCAGAACUUGCUGCUGUUGAUCUCCUGCUUUGCGCUUGCUUUGUUAGAGGUCUUGCUUUUGAAACUUUGACAUCUCUACAUGAGCUGCCCUGUUCCAUUCAUUUAUUCAAUCAUCAUUUUUAAGAACGCAACAUAGAUUGAUCUCUCACAUUAGAACUACUUUUGAACUCAAAUUUUGUGCUACCUGUAUACAUUUUUAAUCUAGCGCUCUGACGCCCACAGUGGCCUAGGUGCCAGGCUUGUACAUAUCGGCUGCUCCAUCCACUGACCACACCCUGGUCCUGACAACCACUCCACCAAGUCUGUUUUUGAAGACAGUGUACAUAUGAGCUAGGCAUUAAAACACUUUGAAAAGUCAGGAACAUUUAAAAUAACUGCUCGUUAUAUAAGUGUAACUUGAUUAUAGAAAAUUGCUAUAUUUUAUUUUCAAUAUGAGGUUUUUAGUGACUCUUCAGCAAUGUUAGAAACUGAGUUGAAUUUCUUACAUUAUAAGGAAAUGGGCCAUAAUUCGAUUGUUAUAUAAUAUUAGUAUUCUGUUUCAACUGUUCUUAUUUCAUUGUUGUUUCUAAAUUUCAGCUGUUUAAAAAGACUUGAAAUCUUAUUAGGAUAAUCUCGAUUGUUUCACGGAUUUCCAAACUUGUAAGUGCAAUGAAUCUGCAGUUCUAUUUGGAAAGAUAACCAUUUUAAGUUGAAUGAGAAUGACAUCACAAUCAUACCUGUGACAUCUAAAAUGUCUAAUAAAGUAGAUUCCUAUGUCUGAACUUCAAUUUUAAGGCACAGCUGUGGAUGCAGGACUGAUGCCAUCUGGUGUGAUUGCACAGAAUAAGAGAGAAAAUCUACCCAGGGUGUGCCGUGCACUGGCUUUUCUGGGAAUGGACACGGUGCCAGGAUUUGUUUUUGGUUCACUUGCAGGGGUGGGAACUUGGAACUAGAUAAAAAUUUUCUUAUUGGGAAUCAAGGUGGAUUGCUAUCUUGAAAUUACUGGACUGAACAGCGGCUUAAACAAAGUUCCAAGGUGGUUGUUACAGCUCCCCUCAAGAAGAUGGAGGAAACCCAAAGGGAAAACAGAGCACGCCAGUUUGAGUCCGCUUCCGUUUAAAGAGCUUUCGGCAGCCCAGCAACUUUUGCUUACAUCUCAUUGGCCAGACUGUGUCAUUGGCUCCUGCUAUGUCUAAGGUUGGCUGAGAAAGGUAGUUCUUGUUGCUGGACAUAUAACUGCCUUCAACAAAAAUCUGAGUUCUCUUGAUAAGGAAGAAGAUAAUGGUGGAUCUUGGGUGAACAACUUGUAGUCUGUGCCCUGGAUACAAAAUACAGUAGUAAAGAAGCAUAAUGCUUGAAACAUGUCAAAACUGUAGCUCCUUCACAACUGGCAACACUCCAAGCAACGCUGCUGCGCUCUGAGAGAGUGAGUAGAGUGAAGACAUGUUAGGUUUUCUCAUGAAACACUUACCAGGACUGCCCUUCUCUCUCAACCAACAUCCUUGCCCCCAUCAGGCUUUUCUAGAGGAAGAUGCUGGGAACCUGCACACUGUCUUGGAGGACAUAAUCUCUUCAUGGAGGUUUGAAAUGGGAUGAGGAAUGUUCUACCUUGCUACUUCCACAUCUGCUUCAUUUCUCUCUUCUCUGAUUUUCCUGACAAAUUUUUGGUGGAAUCUAGUUGUGUAUUUGAUCCCCAUAAAAAGAUCAUUCCUUUCAUGCACAGGGGAGGGUAAUCUAUGUGAAGGAAGGCUACUUUACUCCCUUCUGUGACUCCACCACCAAUCUAGGAAUAUCCUGGAAGAAUUGCUUCUCAGAACUGCUUCCAUAAGCAGCCUACAUCCUGGCUCAGCAAAGGGAGAAGAAACACUUCCCACAUCCAGGGCUGUCCAAAAGAACUUUCUGUGAUGACAGAAAUGUUCUAUAUCUGAACUGUCUUAUAUGGUAGCCACUAGCCGCAUGGGGUUAGCGAACACUUGAAAUGUGGCUGCUGUGACUGAGGAGGUAAAUUUUAAUUUUAUCUACUUUUAAAUAAUUUAAAUGUAAAUAGCCACAUGUGGCCAGUGUCUAUUGUGCUGUACAGCAUAGUACACACCUUUCUCUUUCCUGUGUUUUAGAACUUGCUGGGUGUGUGUAUGGGGAGGGGGGUGGUUAGAGUCACCAUGUAAGUCACAUGCUUGGUGUUCCAUGGUCUUCACUGUUCCACCUUGCCAUUGAACUUGUCUCCCAGAGGAAAAGGAAACAUGGUAUUUUGGAACUAAAUUCAAGAUGUUAACUUGACAUUUACACAUUGAACGUAUGUAUAAGUGGAAUGGUCUCCUGGGAAUAGAUCCUGUGAUUGAUUUUAGUAAUAAUUGGUGAUGGGAAAGGGGUAGUGCCGGUCAUUUAACAUUCCUAGUGAACAUUAUGUGUUCCUAGUCAAAGUCAGCAGAGAUUAUUUUAUUCUGUUGUGUAAUUCAUUCUGUUACUUUAUUUUUUUAAUAUUGUGGCUGCUAAAUGAUACUUCAUGUCUGUUUUUCAAAAUACUUUGUGGUUUAUACUUCU
Molecule: messenger RNA, 5312 nt
Organism: Balaenoptera acutorostrata (minke whale)
Lineage: Eukaryota; Metazoa; Chordata; Mammalia; Artiodactyla; Balaenopteridae
Gene: SMIM43
Product: small integral membrane protein 43
Exons: 5
Coding region: 1628-2215 (195 amino acids)
Source: RefSeq, a predicted model, not a curated record